Bubalus bubalis (water buffalo) is the source of this 1249-nucleotide messenger RNA. Its product is annotated as S1 RNA-binding domain-containing protein 1. Gene Ontology annotation, biological process: translation. The record is from RefSeq and is a predicted model, not a curated record. The coding region runs from base 503 to 1249 and encodes 248 amino acids. The transcript has a single exon. Gene Ontology annotation, molecular function: mRNA binding; structural constituent of ribosome. Lineage: Eukaryota; Metazoa; Chordata; Mammalia; Artiodactyla; Bovidae.
GACACACGGAGCUUCUGACACGCCGGGCGGGAAGAUGUCAUCAUUGCCAAGAAGAGCAAAAGCAAAGGUCCAGACUGUGAUAUCCAAAGAUGAAUUUUCUUCCUUCUCUGAGUUAUCAUCUGCCUCUGAAGAUGAUAAGCAGGACAGUGCCUGAGAACCCCAAAAGAAAGUCCCUAGAAGCCGUAAGCCACCUGUUUCCAAGGUAUCCAAACCAAAGAGAGUACCACGAGUGAAGAACACGCUGCAGAUCAGUGAUGGCUCAGAAGACGUGGCUGUCAAGGAGGAGCUGAAUAACUCUAUCGCUAUUGCCGAUGUUGAUUUAGAAGACAAAAACAAAUUGGAGACUGGGCAGACUCUGAAAACAGCAAAGACAAAACGGAAAAAUUCAGCUCAGUCACCUUCAGCUCGGAGGACUAAAAAGCUGAAAACUGAUGAAGAAGCCAACAAAGCCAGCAGCUUAGAGAGCAGAAAUAAUAGCACAGAGAUACCAUCCACUAGCGCCAUGUGGGAAGGUGGGUGCAAGGAAGAGGAGAACAAAGACGACUUUACAUGUGGUCAGCCCCCUUUGAAGAAAGUGAAGACGGAAACAUGUCCUCAGGGGCAGCCUGUCAGGCUUCCAGAAAAUAUCAGUAAUAUUGAGGAGGUGGAAAUGAACUGGGACAUAGUACAGGUUUUAUCUGAGAGAACUGAUAUUGAACUUUGGGUUUGUGCCAAUAUUAUCUGUCUCUUUAAUGAUGAUAACACAAUUCCCUUCAUUAUAUGUUAUCGAAGAGAGCUUAUUAAUAAUCUUGAUGCUGAUUCCUUGAGAGAAGUUCAACAAACUCUAGAGGAGCUACGGGCUGUUGCAAAGAAGGCUCAUAGUACAAUCCAAAAAAUUAAAAAGGAGGGGAAGAUGUCUGAGUGCCUGUUAAAAGCUUUGCUGAACUGUAAGACUUUUGAAGAACUAGAACACGUGUCAGCGCCAUAUAAAACUGGGAGCAAAGGCACCAAAGCCCAGAGAGCAAAGCAGCUGGGAUUAGAAGGAGCAGCCAGGACACUGCUGGAGAAUCCAGGGGAGCUGAGUCUUCUGUCUUAUAUUAAACCCAAUGUGAAAGGGCUUUCCGCACUCCAGGAUAUUGAAACAGGAGUGCAGCAUAUUUUAGCAGACAUGAUUGCUAAAGACAAAGACACACUUGACUUCAUUCAGAAAUUGUGCCAAGAUAGAUAUAUUCAUAUCCAGUCAUCUUUGGCAAAAGUGUCCUCAAAAUAA